Molecule: messenger RNA, 3151 nt
Organism: Thamnophis elegans (Western terrestrial garter snake)
Lineage: Eukaryota; Metazoa; Chordata; Lepidosauria; Squamata; Natricidae
Gene: NR2F2
Product: nuclear receptor subfamily 2 group F member 2
Exons: 3
Coding region: 713-1963 (416 amino acids)
Biological process (GO): anatomical structure development; cell differentiation; negative regulation of transcription by RNA polymerase II
Molecular function (GO): RNA polymerase II cis-regulatory region sequence-specific DNA binding; zinc ion binding; retinoic acid binding
Source: RefSeq, a predicted model, not a curated record
UCUCUCUUCCUCUUCCUCUCUCUCUCUCUCUCCCCAGCCGUCCCACUUUUGUAAUUUUUUUUUACUUUUCUUCCCCUUUUGCUAACAGACAAUCGCCUCGCGCUUUCCUCCUCUUCCUCCUCCUCCUCGCUUUUUUUUCUUUUUUCUUUCCCCCCUCUUGUCCACUCGUCCGCGUUCCCCCCUUUCCUUUCUCAACUCCACUUUCCGGUGCCUGCCUGCUGCGUGCGUGCGUUUCUGCUUCCCGCAUUUAUUUACUAUUUUGCAAUUGUACGAGUGAGGGAGAGAACCGUACGAGAUCUUUUCUACCAUCCCCCCCCCCACUCUCCAUCCAAAGCAUUAAAUUAAACUGAACGAAAGAUCGGGAAAAAGGGUGGGAGAGAAGAAGAACCCAACGAGAGAGCGAGAGAGGUGGAAAAUUUAAAAGAAAACCAUCACCGCCGCCGAUUACGACGCGCUCCCUUCUCCUCCAGAGCAACUUCCAGCCGUGAAAAUCAGAAUAACUUGCCAACGCGAACUGCGAGAGAAAAAAAGCUGGAGGGGGAGAGCAAAUAAACUAAUAUAAAAGUGGACAACCGCCCCCCUCCCCCUUUCUCUUUAGACCGCCACAGCUCGCUCCGGCUCCAACGGCAGGCGCAACCGGCCGGAGAAGCGGAUCCGGCGGCCACAGCAAGCGACGGGGGGGCGCGCGAUUUGGCCACGGUGUCCCUUAGAUAUGGCAAUGGUAGUGGCCGCCUGGCGAGACCCGCAGGACGAUGUGACCGGCCCGCAAGGAACGCAGCCUUCGCAAGCUCCCCCUGUGCCGGGAGCCCCCACGGGCACCCCCCACCCCCCACAGACGCCGGUCCAAGGAGGGCCACCCACCACCCCGGCUCAAACCACUCCGGGCAGCCAGCAAAACCAAGGGGAGAAACAGCAGCAGCAGCACAUCGAGUGCGUGGUGUGCGGGGACAAAUCCAGCGGCAAACACUACGGGCAAUUUACGUGUGAAGGCUGCAAGAGUUUCUUCAAGCGCAGCGUCCGGAGGAACCUUAGCUACACGUGCCGCGCCAACCGGAACUGCCCCAUUGACCAACAUCACCGCAACCAAUGCCAAUAUUGUCGCCUCAAGAAAUGCCUGAAGGUUGGCAUGAGACGGGAAGUUUCUUUUUUAUUUACUGCAGCCGUCCAGAGGGGCAGAAUGCCACCCACACAGCCGACCCACGGCCAGUUCGCCUUAACCAACGGGGACCCCCUGAACUGCCAUUCGUACCUCUCCGGAUAUAUUUCCCUCCUGCUGCGGGCAGAGCCUUACCCGACCUCCCGCUUCGGCAGCCAGUGCAUGCAGCCGAACAACAUUAUGGGCAUCGAGAACAUUUGCGAGUUGGCCGCUCGGAUGCUUUUCAGCGCCGUGGAAUGGGCUCGGAACAUUCCUUUCUUCCCAGACCUCCAGAUCACCGACCAGGUGGCCCUCCUGAGGCUCACCUGGAGUGAGUUGUUUGUCCUCAACGCCGCUCAGUGCUCCAUGCCUCUCCACGUCGCCCCGCUCUUGGCAGCCGCCGGCCUCCACGCGUCCCCCAUGUCCGCCGACCGCGUGGUCGCCUUUAUGGACCACAUACGCAUUUUCCAGGAGCAGGUGGAGAAGCUGAAAGCCCUACACGUGGAUUCGGCGGAAUACAGCUGCUUGAAAGCGAUUGUCCUCUUCACCUCAGAUGCGUGUGGUCUAUCCGACAUUGCGCACGUUGAAAGUUUACAGGAGAAGUCCCAGUGCGCUCUGGAAGAGUACGUCAGGAGUCAGUAUCCAAACCAGCCCACCCGUUUUGGGAAACUGUUGUUACGCCUCCCCUCUCUUCGCACCGUCUCUUCCUCGGUCAUAGAGCAAUUGUUUUUCGUCCGUUUGGUAGGUAAAACCCCCAUCGAAACCCUUAUCAGAGAUAUGCUACUAUCCGGAAGCAGUUUUAACUGGCCGUAUAUGGCCAUCCAGUAAAGAGCAAAAGGGGAGUAAAAAAAAUAAUACGUUGGAGAGAGGAAAAUAAAAAAAUAAUAAUUCCACAAAUCAGAGAAUUUGGACAAAGCAAAACACACACACAAAAAAAAUAACAUGGAAAAUUUGGAAGAGAGGAAUCGCGAGUGACAUUGGGUCUGGCGGUUUGUGUAAAUGUCCUUCGGUUAAGCAAGGAUGUCACAUCCUGGCUAAAAGAAGAGAGGAGCAUAAUUUGAAUGGACUAUGGAUUUUUUUUUAAAAGAGAGACUUGUUCAAUGGACUUUUUACACAAUGCAUUAAAAUUCCCUUGUCUUUAACAAGUUACUAUUUCUCUCUUUCUCUUUCUCUCUCUGUCUCUCUUGAAAAAAAUCUUCCUUCCUUCCUUCCUUCCUUCCUUCCUUCCUUUCUUUCUUUCUUUCUUUCGCGGGGUGUUAAAACUUCGAAACGCAACCUCUCGCUAAAAAAGUGCAUUUUUUUUAAAAGCAAAACCUGUAGAAAAUUAACAUAAUGGGAAAAAUUCUUUCUUCCUCUGUUUCUCUCUGUGUCUCUAUCUCUCUCACACACACCCUCUCUCUCUCUCCCUCCCUCCCCUCUCUCUCUCUCUCUCCAAAUUAUUGAUUUGUCCAACAUUGUCUGUGUACCUAUAGGAUUUUGUUUUGGUUUUUCUUAAAAAAAAAAAAGAAAUCCUGGUUCCAAACCAGUUUAUUCUGUGGUUCUAUAAUAAUUUUGAUAUAAUCUUGGUUUCAUUUUUCUUUUCUUUCUUUUUUUAAAGAACUGUGUAUCCUUUAAAAAGUAUAUGUUCUGAAAGAAUUAAAACUGUCUUGGAAAGAUUUCUGAGAAGAACAUAAAAUUGGGAAUAAAGACACCCCCCACCCCCCAAAAUAAUUCUAGAAAGAUGGAAGCGCACUUAAAUCCGGUCAGCCCAAAAUUUAGCUUCAAGCUACUACAACUAUAAAGAUAGCAUUUUUUUAAAAAAAAUUGAACCACGAUCAACCUGCCCAUAGCCUGUUCGCUUGGAGAUGUAUGUGUAUAUGUAUGUGUGUGUGUUAUGUAUAUACAAUGCACACAUAUAUACACAAAAACACAUAAAUGCAUAUAUGGCAAAAUAUGGAUUUUGGAAGGGAAUUGGCUAUUUUUUGGAAGGAGAUUGUGUCCAAGACACAAGAUGGUUUUGGUAAAUAAAAAAAACAU